AUGGUGGAAACUGAAGAGCAAAAUGGUUCUAAUAGUAAUAACUCGGAUAAACGAGAACAUAAUAAGAAAGCACGGUUUGGCAAAAAUACCCUUGCACUUUUGGAAGCUCAUACUUCAAAUAAUAGUAGUGAUACGCCUCGAACGUCUUUAAGUUCAAGAAAUUCAGAAAGUUCAGAUAAUGAAGAUAUUGGAGAUAAUCUUGAGCCAGAGACAAACUGGCAACAAGUCAUAGUGAACUCAUUUUUUAAAUUGAUUGGUGAAGAGCAACCUCGUAGUACUACCCAUAAUAGUGAACGUUCACUUAGAUCUCGAAGAAAAAAUUCUAAAGGCACUAGUAAUACACCAUUUAUUCCUACUGCAGCACAACUUAAUGCGCCUUACAUCGAAGAACAAGAUCCAGAGAAUUAUGAAUUUUUGGGUCCUUCACCUGAUAUAAAUCAAACCUCAGAAAGACAUUCAAUAGAUGAACAAAGCAAUUCAAUGGGUGAACCUGGUCCAUCUAAGGUUCGAGAAAGUUUAAAGGAAAGUAUUCUUAAGACGAAAAAAUUAGCAACUGUGAAUAGAAUUUUCUCAACACCUGGUGGCAAAAAACAUUUACAAGAUACAAAUGUAGAUUUGCUUUCUUUUCCAAGUCUAAUUGCCGUACCAUUGUUGUGGGCGAGAAAAGAUCAUAAAGAUCGUAGAUCGCCACCAAUUUUAGUUGAUUUUCUCAAAUUGGCCAUUACUGAUUCUUAUAUUGAUGCUGAUUCUAAAAAUUGGCAAAAUUCAUUCAGAAUUGAAUUAGAAUAUGGAGAUGUAAAAUGGGUAGUCAAACGAACAGGAUUUGAUUUUAUUACGCUUCACCUCAGUUUAAAUCGAAGGACAGAUUUACCAGACAUACCUAGGUUCCCUUCCGGUAUUACUAAUUGGUUUAGGGCCAAUUUAUUUAAUUGGCAUACUACUCAAGUGAGUCGCCAAGAUGCUGCUCGUGAAAGACGAGAAGAAUUAGAGAAAUAUCUUAUCGCAUUAAUAAAAUCCUUGAGUUUACAUGUUGCAUAUGAUUUAUAUGAAUUUUUGGAACUCAGUGCAAUCUCUAUUACUAGAGAUAUGGGAUGGAAGGGUAAAGAAGGUUACAUAGAAAAUAAAGUUGAACGAAUUAAGAAACCUAUCUGUUUUUCUUUAAGAUCAGGUGAAAAAUGGGAACGAGAAUGGGUGAUAGUUCGCGAUUCUGAUACAACUCCAGCAGAUGUUUUCCUUUUCGACAAAGAUUUUUUGUGUGAAAAGAUUAAUCCGUCUGGAAUAAAUAAAGUAAUAAUGAUUCAUGAUCAUGUCAGUAUAGGAAAUAGUUAUAGACGAAUUGAAAUGAAAGCUGAUGUCCGUACCUUAAAAGAAUUUAUGGAAAGUGUGGAGAGAGUUAAACUUUCCUCUCCAUGGGUCAAACAACAUAGGUUUGAUUCAUAUGCACCUAUUAGAAAAAAGGCAAAAGCUAAAUGGUAUAUUGAUGGCAAAGAUUAUCUUAAUGCUGUAUCACAAGCGAUAUUAGCAGCGACAUCGGAAAUUUAUAUCGAAGAUUGGUGGUUGUCUCCUGAAUUAUAUCUUCGUAGGCCCCCAUCUGAAAAUGAAGAAUUUCGCUUAGAUAAUUUACUUAAAAAGAAAGCAGAAGAAGGAGUGAUGAUUUAUAUCGUAGUAUAUAAAGAAGUUAAAUUGGCUUUAACUUUAGAUUCUCAACAUACGAAAACUCAUCUUCGAAAUCUACAUCCGAACAUCAAAGUUCAACGUCACCCAGAUCACGGACUUGAAGGAACUGUUUUUUGGGCGAAAAUGGUGGUUAUUGACAGUCACGUAGCAUUCAUUGGAGGGUUGGAUUUAUGUUUUGGACGGUACGAUACACAUGAACAUGAACUUUCAGACUUGGAUAAAGAUAAAAAAUUUGUAAUCUGGCCUGGACAAGAUUAUUCUAAUCCUAGAAUCAAAGAUUUCGCAGAUGUUGCGAAAAAUGCUUUGAUUGAUAACAUUGAAAGAGAUAAAUUCCCUCGUAUGCCAUGGCACGAUAUCGCAAUUGGAAUGGUUGGUCAACCAGCCAGAGAUGUGGCUAGGCAUUUUGUACGAAGAUGGAAUUUUAUAAAAGAAGAAAAAUCUGGAGGACAUCUAGAUUUGCCUUUCUUAUUGCCGAAAGGAGAAUAUGUGAGCACUCGUGAUGAAAGUAGAUUUAAGGGCACUUGUAAUGCACAACUUCUACUUAGUAGCACAUUUUGGAGUACUGGAACUAAUCCUGAGUAUUCUAUCUAUAAUGCAUAUUGUCAUUUAAUUAGAAAUUCUAAGCAUUUUAUAUACAUUGAAAACCAAUUUUUCGUUACAUCGACUGAAAAUGAUCCUAAUUAUGAAGUUAAAAAUUUAAUCGGCGGGUUUCUUGUCGAACGUAUUAUUAAAGCUCAUAAAAGUAAUGCAAAAUUCCGUGUUAUAGUUGUUAUGCCUCUAUUACCCGCUUUUGAGGCUGAUUUGAAUUCGAAUGAUGCCGGAACUAUCCGUAUGGUUAUGCAUUGGCAGUAUGUUUCAAUUUGUCGUGGUGGGAGAUCUGUAUUGGAAAAAAUUAAAAGUGCUGGAGUAAAUCCAGAGGAUUAUAUAUCAUUCUUUGCGUUACGUAAUUAUGGCAAGAUUUCUCAAGUAGAAUCUAUUUCUACUAAUGGAUCAGUUAAGGAUAAAACGGUCAAUAUAAAUCCAUCAUCUAUAGAUGCUUCAGUUGAGUCUAACGAAGAUUCACAAGAAUCAAAAAAUCAUGAAAACGAAUUUCCGAAUGUCAGUGAGAAUAAUCCAGUUGAUAAUAAACAAGUUAAACCUUCUGGUGAUGCAAAUAAUAAAUUUGUCUAUAUCACAGAAGAGGUUUAUAUACAUAGCAAGUUGUUGAUUGUAGAUGACAAAUAUGUUAUUAUUGGUUCAGCCAAUCUGAAUGACAGAUCGCAGCUUGGAUAUCGUGAUUCUGAAAUUGCAAUAUUAAUAGAAGAUAAAUCUACAAUAAAAUCUCGUAUGGACGGAAAUGAGUAUAUGGCUUCUAAAUUUGCAUACACUUUGCGCAAUGCUUUAUUCAAAGAACAUCUUGGUCUUCUUGAAUAUCAAGAUCAUUCUUCCAUAACCAAAAGCUGCUUAUCACCUGACGAUCCUCGCAUAUUGCGUGAAAUGUUAAAAGAAAAAGAUCCUGACGUUAUUUCAUCUCUAGAAAAAAUGGCACCAGAAAACGAACUUAAACACCCAACAAAGGAAGAUUUGAUUGUCAUGGAUCCUUUGUCUGAUGAAUUUUAUGAUUAUUGGAGUAAAACUGCUCAACGUAAUACUGAAGUUUAUCGUUCUGUAUUUAGAUGCGUUCCAGAUGAUAAUGUUACUACUUGGGAAAAAUACGAGAAUUUUGUGCCCGAUCGAACAAAAGUUCCAAUAGGACAUGCAGCAAAUCAAGCUGAUGUAGAAACGAUUAAAGACAAAUUAUCUAACGUCCGUGGACAUUUGGUUGAGUUUCCAACUCGCUUCUUGCAAUCAGAAAAUUUAUUAAGCAGUGUAAUCUCGAAUGCAGUUACUCCUGCUGAAAUAUUUACAUAA
Diversispora eburnea is the source of this 3567-nucleotide messenger RNA. The record is from the annotation of a GenBank genome assembly. NCBI's taxonomy places the organism in Eukaryota, Fungi, Glomeromycota, Glomeromycetes, Diversisporales, Diversisporaceae.